ACACGUUGUUGGAUUUGAUUCUGUGCCAGGAAGCGAUACAGAUCGAUAAAGGCAAAAGACGUGCGCUUUAAGUGUCCAUGAUCGUGUGUGUGUGUCUGUGAAUGUGCUAACGUGUUUCGUGAUACUAGGUGUGUGUAUUGGAACGCCAUUUUAUAUGGUGGUCAGGAGCUUAAUUUUUUGGCAGGGUUGACUUGUAAUUUAGCAACAGAAUGUCCGAAGGAAAGGUUUUCGCUUCUGAAGGAAAAAGUAUUGAUGAAGAUGAGCCCGAAGAAGGUGAAAUUCAAGACGAUGGUUCAUUAGAAGAUGUAAGCUCGGAUGAAGACACCCCAUCGAUUUGCUGCAGAAAAGCCAAUGAAAGUUCUUACGGCAAUAAAUAUCCUAUUUCUCAGAUCGUUAAAUUAGAAUAUGUAACUCACAGUCAUAAUUGCCGUGUCCCUAAAGCAUGUAAGCGUAAAAGUAAAUGCUUUUCGUCUACUACAGAAGGAAAUCAGUCGAGGUUAAAUGUUAUAAAAUAUAAGGAACAAACGAAUAAAUCUAUUAACGAUGUUUAUCAUGUGACUCUGAACCCAGCUGUAGAUGACCGUAGAAGGGAAGAUAAUUUUGUUGAUAUGCUCAGUGAAUAUAAAUCUGUGAGGCCUAAGCAGAUUGCAAAGGAUGAAGAUAUUGUGCAAGAGAAGGAGAACAGACAUGAUUGCCAGAAAGAAACUACAGUUAAGAGGAAGUGUAAGAGAAAACGUCGGCAUUCUCUUUUAAAUAACCCCAAGCCAAGGCGACCGUUAUCCAGUGACAGCAAGCCUGACAGUGAAGUAGGAAGUAGAGUAGAACCAGGAGAAGAGGAGAAGAAAAAAGAUGCAUUUAUGAAGUUAGAAACAAGAUCUAAAUGUUCUCAUUCUAAAAAAAGAAGUGUUAGUUCUAAAAGAGAAAAACAUCGGUGGUCAAAGAAAAAGGACAGUAGGAAAUGCUUGAUCAAGAAGUUGUCAAAUACAAUUGAAAAGAAUGAUUGUAGUGGUCAUGGAAACAGCUUAUUGAAGAGGCUGCAGACAAUGAUGACCACUAAUGUUUCAAUCAGAAAAGAAAACAUUGUUGAAAGUGUGAAGAAAAAUGAGGACAGUAUUCAAGGUCAGGAACUGGAGCAUAGUUUGAGGAGAAAGUUGCGAAAUCUCUUGCCUCCUGUUGAUGUGGUGACAUCAAAUAAUGAAAACAGUGAAGGUACUACAGAGAUAACAAACCAAAAUGAACUUGAUAUUGAUUUGUUGCCUGUUAUUAAACAGCCUGAGCCAGUAGUUAUUACUAUAGAUGACAGUGACAGUGAGCUAUUGGAAUGUGACCUGACAGAGAAAGUAAAUAAAAAGGACAAAAUGAAAUCAAUUGGAGACAAAGAAGGUGUAAAACAAACUGAUGAUAUUGAUGAAGAUGAUUUAGUUCAGUUGCGUCUUCUUGCUUUACAGUCCAACCGUCGUAAAGAAACUAUAAAGCCAAAGUUGGAAGACGAUGAAGUUAUGCAGUUACGCUUAGAGGCUUUAAAAUCAGCAAUUUUAAAGAAAUGUCAAGUUAGAAAACAGCGUGGUGUUACUUUAAAGACAAAGAAAAUAAACAUUGUAAACAGUCCUUUUCCAUCAGAGUUUGAGAUUGGUAGUGGGAAAGGUGAAUCAGGCCAUGAAGUACUGAAACCAGAAGUCAUUUCAAAGGUAGCUGUCCCAAGUGAACCAGAUGAGACAACUACUCUUGUGGAUAUGGAUCUCUCCCACACUGAUGAUGAAUCAAGUGCACAAAAUGAGAUAAUUACUGAUCCUAUUUCUGGAGAUAUACCAUUGCCAACAGAUUCUACAAGUACAUUUUUACAAUUAACACAUGAAGAUCAUAGUACACAUAAUGUUCCUUGCAUUAAUGAGCCAUUGUUCACGGUUGAAGACAAUCCUUUGGAUUUAAAACUGAACCAAAGUGAAGAGAUGUUAUUGGCAUGGAACCCUGCAGUUGCAGUAUGUAGGAGUCCUGAGACAGCCAAAUUUGAUCCAAAAACUUGUCAGUUACCAGGAAUAUGCAGCAGUAAUGUACAAGUUUCUUCGCUGAAUUCAGUUAAUUAUUCCAACUCUCAGCUACCAUUUCCUUCAUCCUCAUUCCCACCACAGCAGUUGUAUAAUGAGUUAUGUGACAGUAAUAACAGUUCUGACCUUCAACGUGCAGACUUGGAUGGUGUUCCUUUAGAGGCUUUAAGCAGUCAGUUUGAUUCAUGUUUGUCACCUAGUGUUUCUGGUUCCUUUGUGUCAUCAGAUAUAAAUUCUCCAGUUAUUUCUAAUGCACUCAUCACAUCCAAGAUAGGAGUGCAUGUUCCCAUAACAGAAACUGAGGUUCGUAGAAGAGAUGCUGUUAUGUGUGCACAGCUUUAUAAAAUGGAUCCCACAAAUGUUUCUUAUCAGGACUGGGAUGGGAAUAAGAAGGUGCACUUGCAUUCCAAGAGUUAUGUAUCCUUCAGGAAAUCACUACCCGCUGCACCAACAAAACCAUCAGGUGUGGCUGAAAGUAAUUCUAGCUCAUUAUUUCCAGUACCUUCAAAGUUGCCUUUUUCUAGUAUGAAUCCUCAUAUCCAGGAACUGAAUGGAAUGAAAACAGAAAUUCCUUGUCAAAGUCAUUAUGUUUCUAUGCAAGGCAGAGAUAGUACUGUACACAAAACAGAUUUUAAAGUGGAAGAAAAUUCAAGUGAAUUAGUAAAUAAUGAUCUGUCUAAUAUGAUUGUUUUGAAUGAAGUUGGACGAUGUUCUUUACCAGAGGCUAAAGUAGAAGGCAACUUGAAUGAACUAGUUACAACAAAGAAGGAAAGCAAGUCUCAACAGUGGGAACAGAGCUCAGUGAAUUUGGAUGAAGAUGAAGAAAUACUGAGAGCUAAAGUGUUGACAACAUUGUUGAGGAAAUCUUCCACAUCUGCAGUUUCUGGCCCCUCUAAAGUAUUUUCCAAACAAACCAAAGAUCCCCUACUUUCUGUCUCACCUAAGCUCAUUUCACCAUGCAGCAUUAGUAGUUCAAAAAAUCAACAUCAAAUUUCACUUAUUCAAAGAAAAGAGAAACUACCAUCCAAGCUUCUAGACCCCUCACAAAAUUUGAAAGGAUGCAAUAAAACUACUCCAAGAGUGCUCAGUAAGAAACUUGAACAUUCCCAGAGUAAUUUCUCCAGUUAUAGUAAGGGAAGUAUCAUUAGAACAAACUGGUGGAAGAAGUCUUUAAGGAAGGGGUUUCCAGGAACAAACAUAAAGCAGAUUUUAGUUGGUGUAAACAGAAAUCCCAGUAAUAUGAAGCAAGUUAGAGUGCCUUCAGGUACUGUUAGUAGUGAUGCCCAGAGCAUGAGUAUAGAGGUAAAAAAGGCCAGCAACACACAGUGUAAGCCCGUUGGAAAUCCAUUGUCAAGAGUUGUGUUUCAUCCCAGAGUAUUCAAACCAACUACAAUCCAAGUAACAGUGCCAACUGAAAUGGUAGAUGAUGAACGUUGCAGAAGAAAAAUUGCAGAGAGUUCAGUUGCAUCUGUACAGCACACGCAAAGGUUUGUGAUACGUUUAGGAGAAGAUUCAGAUAGUCAGGAUGAAGAGGAUAAGAUAACCCCGGCUCCUAAACGAAGAUGUGUGAUAAAAAACGAUUCUUCGGUGCCGCUGUUGACUGUAUCCACUUCAGCUACACACGUUGCACCGUGUGAUCCACCUGCGAAUUGUGACAAUACUAUUGCUUCAUCAAUAUCAUCACAUCUUGCUCAUCCAUUGUCUGGUAAACAGAAUACGUGUUCAAUUCCAACACAGCCUGUGUCAUCUGACUUUGAAAAGAGUGUGGACAUAUUUCUGAAACAGGCACGGAAGUCACAGGAGGCCAGAGCAAAUUCUGUGAUACAGAAGAAUUUGACACCGGAUAAAAGUACAGGGGGGAAAGCUAAUCCAAUAUCAUCAGUUACUCCACUGGCUGUUCGCCAUUUGCCAUCAUCUCAACAGGAAGAGUACCAUCGUCUCAAGCAGCAGAUUGUGGAGCUUGAAGAACAAAGGAAACGAUGCCAACAGCAGCAAAAACCAUUGCCCAAAAAUAUGACCAACACAAAAUUAACUUCUCUUACUAGUGCUGAAAACAAGGAAGUUUCACAGAGCAGUCAUGCAUCUGCAAAGGUUGCGAGUGAUUCAAAGAAGAUUUUCAGAACUUCACACUCCACAUACAUUCAGGGAAAUGUUGCAGUUAAUGAAGCCAAGCAACAAUAUCCAGCUGGUCAUGCACUAGGGUCUACAGGAAUUAUGGUUAGUGGGGGACCAGUCCUCACAAUGGCAUCAAAUGUUACCCAAACAGCUUUUAUUGAAAGCCCUAGUCAUUUAAUAGUUUCAACAGAUGCAUUACUGCAGAAUUCAGCAGAAAAUGUUUCCAGAACUGUCUGUACUGCUGCAUCGGUAAUUCAUAUUUCAAAAAAACUGCAAGGAGAGACUUCAGAAAAAUCUGAAAAGUUAGAAAGUAUGAUAAGAAAGGAAGAGGAAUCAGUGAUGGGGUCAGAGGAGCAUACAUCAUUAAAGGAUGGGGUUCUUGGACUGUCUGCGUGUAAAAGUGAUGGUCUUGCCAGCAAAGGGAUUGCCUGUGAUGAGUCACUGGAUGACAAGGAAGAAAAAUUAGCACAAGUUGAGCAUCAACUACUGUCAAAAAGGUAUGAAAUACUAGAUGACCUGACAAGUAUGACAGCUCUGCUGCACAAAGUAAAAAUAGAACGUGCCAAAGAAGACGAAUGUUUGACGGAGCUUCAUCGUGUUCGUCGAGAACUAUGCCAAGCUGAAGAACAGCUUGCUCACCAGAGGGAAUUGCUUUCAAAUAUGUGUAAUGAUAUGGCAGAAUCUCAUAGGCGCGUGGCCCGAGGACGAGCAGAGUGUAUUGGUCUGUCCAAAAGUUGCCUGUCAUUAGGGAUUUGUGUAAAAGGCCGUCAUUACAAGGUACCAGCUGGAGGUGCAGAGCUUAUGAACCUUAAACUACAACAGGUUGGAGCUCAGACACGACAGAUGUCUAAAAAGAAAGAAUAUUUGGAGGACAGUGAUGAGAAUCAAGCUAUUAUUAAUUUUCAAAUGCCAGUGCAGGAUAAGACAACAGUAAGGAAGGCUUGUAUUGCAUACGAGGGCACUGAAGAUAAUACCCAAAUUUCUAAUACAGUUUGUGCUUCCCCUGCACUGGAUGUGAAUGAAGAAAGUGGUUUGCAAAAAAUCAAAAUAGUACCCAGCCAGUCUACUGAAAAUUCCACUAUGUUGGUUACCAAGUCUGACAUUUCACAGCCAAAAUAUAUGAGUUGCUCCGACACUCUGGGUUUUAAACUGUUAGAACAGCCUUUUGCAUUUUCAGUGCCAUCAUCAAGUGCAGAAAGUAAAAUUGAUGGCAGUGCAGCUUCAAAGUCAGACAAAUAUGUUUCUGUUCCAAGUAAAAGUGAAAGUGAUUGUGUUUUGACUGAGAAGGAUCAGAAUGGCGUUUCUACUAUGUCUGACGUUAAGGAAAUAAGCACAGGUGUAUCAGAAGACUUACGUUCAGAAGCCACAGAAAUUAUGGUGAUGGGAAUGAGUAGCAGCUCAAAGGAAACAGUGCUACAACACAUUGCAAAGUACAGGUCACCGCUGGAGCAUUUACACUCUAAAAGAGGUGAUUCUGCAGAUGAUUGGUGUGGCCAUUUGGAUCCGCUUGCCAUUCUGUGCCCUUAUGAACUGAUGGGUAGCUGCCAGGAUGAGGAGUGCAGUUACCAGCAUCAUACAAAACACAGAACAACAUGACAUUCACAGACAGAUAAACCGAGUUCGCUUGCAGUCACGUGUACCGUGCUUCUUCCCUUCUUUUACCUCGUUAAAAAACUGCAUCAUCGAGCAUUUGCAGGCGGUGUUGUAAGUCAGUUUGAAAACUGUAGACUAUUUUUAUAAGUACGUUUACUUUUUAGAGGAUCGUUAAAGUCUUUGUGCUACACUUAGUGUGGCAUGUACUGUGGCAUGUGAAUUACUACCAACAAAUAGCUAACUCUUAUUACCACAUAUUUUCUAUCAGUAAGUUUGCAUAUGCAUAUGUUACCUGUUCAUUGUUUAAACUUCUUCAUAAAUACAAAACACAUGUUCUCAUUUAUACGUAACGUAUUAUCGUGUUGUUAAGCUUGUUCUUGUUAGGCCCCGUUCAUUUAAAUUAUUUGUGUUUUUAUUGCACUCAGACAAAUGUUUGGUUUCUUAUUUUAGUAUACGUUUGCUUAUAUACCAUGCAUAUCAUGCCUGUAAUUAAAAAUCUCUUAACAUGAGAUUGCUAGUUAAGGAACUGUUUCAGUUUUUUAUUUAUUGGUUAAUUCAAACUUCAUCCAUGUAAAUAUAUCAUGUUCAUAUUAUUUGGAAAUCUGUAAUACUGUUUUUAUAAAAAAAGUUUUGUGUUAGACAUCUCUGUUUCCAGACACCAGAUGGAACUGUAGCAGUUGCAGAAUGAAAUGGAUGAUGCUAAGCUUUGUGUUUCAGGUAUUAUGGCAAGGUAGUUCCUCCACGAGUUCUGAUCCGGUGAUACUAAUCCAGUUCAUUGGUAAGUCAACAGAAACAGGAGGAUGUUAUUUUAGAACUUGUACAGUAGUUGCUUCCAUUCAAGUUUGACACAGUCAGAUUCAUGCCUUGUUUCUGUUUGUUCUUUACUGUUUAGUCUUCAGAACCCACAUUUUGGUCUUUCAGGAACCAGCACUCCUCUUUAAUUCAUGUAGCUGUCCAUACUUUUAAUUUCUUGUAAUGUGUGUCAUACACAGAACAAGAUUAGCACAGUGAAAGCGAAAGCUCUUAAGGGGUCUUGGAAAUGAAACAUUGAACCAAUUUGUUAUGUUCUUGAAGUACUGUGUCUUGUAACAUAAAAUUUCUCUUGUACCAGUCUUGUUUCUGACUUCAGAAAUAUGUGUGUAAAAAGAUGUAUACUAUUAUAUGUAACAUAAUAAUAUACAGUAUUUUCUUAUUUUGUGUGUAGUUAUAAAUUUUAAGAUACAGCCUUUUGUCAGUAAUGUCAUAUUCUCUCUAGUUAUCCCAGACAUUUCCAAAUUCUAUCUAAUAAUGAACCUAAAAUUUGUAUAUAUCAGGAGUGUUUAAAUCUCGUAUAAUGUAGCACAAACAAUGUAGAUGUAGGAUUAUUUUUAUAUUAAAAUAACUUUUCUAUAAUAGUUGGUUGUCUGUGUAGAAUGUGUAUAAAUCUUCUGUAUGAUUAUUUGUGGUGAUCUCAUAACUGAAUGGAGCUGCGUAAUAUGGUGAUCAAGAUGCAACUGUACAAGCAGGGACAAUAUAAGUGGAAUAUUUUCACAAAUUCAUAUUCAGAGGAAGAUAAAGGAGCCAUAGAACUAUUGGCUUUGAGUCUGAAGAUGAGGAAGACUGAUAAUAUGCUUCUUUUAUGAAUGAUGAAUAUAAUAACUGUCGGAAGUGAUUGAUGCUCAUCUAACCUUAUAAAAUUAAUGGUGAAAUAAAAUGACGUAUACUUGGUAAGUGGUAAACCUACAUAUAAAAAUAUUUGUUAAACUUUGUUGCCAUGAUAAAGAUCACAUUGGUAGCGGUGAUAUAAGAAAUAUCAAUUAAAAUUAAAGUAAGUGUUUUAAACAGUAAUGGAAAGAUCAAGUCUUCACAGGAGUAAGCAGUAGUGCAAGGGGAAGGAAGAAACAUGGUCAAAAAUGUAUAUGAUGGAAACAUACUUUGACUAUGAAUAGAACUGCAUCUCAGCUUGGAAGAGGCAGGAGAUCCUAUGAGGGUGAUGUGAAGAAUAAAUUCAAGUUGUUAUAUUUUGCAGUUUAUUCACCAUAUUUAAAAUAAAAGUUGAUUUUGUCCACCUUAUGACACAACUGUAUAAAUAUUUUAGAGUGACUGAAUUACAUGUAUGCUUGAAAAAUAUUGCCAGUA
Zootermopsis nevadensis is the source of this 7871-nucleotide messenger RNA. The record is from RefSeq and is a predicted model, not a curated record. NCBI's taxonomy places the organism in Eukaryota, Metazoa, Arthropoda, Insecta, Blattodea, Termopsidae.